AAAGGGGAAAAACAUUUUCCCUCCACAUCAUCUUCUUCCCUCGUUUCACCACUCCCACUCACUCCAUCACUCCACAAUUCAACAUGAACAUUUUCCUUCUAUCUCCUCCACUACCCACCCGCUUCCCUCCACAACACCUCCGUUCCUUCCUUACUUUCCCUCCACUCCUCCGCCGCCUUCUCUCUCCUCCACCGCCUUUCCCCUCCUCCAACUCCGUCUGUUCCGCUGUCCUCUCCGACCAAUUCACCACUGACUACGAAAACGAUGACGCUCUCCCCACCUCUCGCAAACGCUACGACUUCUCCCCACUCAUCCACUACCUCUCCACCAAUCCCCCCUCUCAAGAGCCCCUCAAUUCACCUCCUGGCUCGCUUGACUCGGCCGAGCUUCACCUUGCUGAGUCAUACCGGGCCGUUCCGACUCACUACUGGCACUCCCUCCUCAAAACCCUAGCUUCUUCUCCCACCACCAUCUCUACCGCCUACGCCGUCGUCACCUGGUUGCAGAAACACAAUCUCUGCUUCUCCUAUGAAUUGCUAUACUCCAUCUUAAUCCACGCUUUAGGAAAAUCAGAGAAGCUCUACGAAGCAUUCUUACUUUCGCAGCGCCAGAAAUUAACCCCGUUAACGUAUAAUGCCCUCAUUGGAGCUUGCGCCCGAAACGAUGACCUUGAAAAAGCCCUAAAUUUGAUGUCUAAGAUGCGGCAAGAUGGGUAUCCUCCUGAUUUUGUGAAUUAUAGUUUGGUUGUUCAGUCAAUUGCUAGGACGAAUAACAAGAAUCACGGCGAUUCGUCGGUUUUGGUGAGGUUGUAUGAGGAGAUGAGGUGUGACAGAGUUGAACUUGAUGCUCAGCUUUUGAACGAUUUAGUUGUAGGGUUUGCGAAAUCAGGGGAUGUCGAUAGGGCAUUGUGGGUUUUAGGUGUGGUUCAAGGGAAUGGGUUGAGUCCUAAAACUGCCACGCUGAUUUCAGUUAUUUCUGCCUUGGGGAAUUCCGGGAGGGCUGAGGAGGCUGAGGCCGUGUUCGAAGAGCUUAAGGAAGGUGGGUUGAGACCCAGGACAAGAGCUUAUAACGCGGUUUUGAGGGGGUAUGUGAAGGCUGGUAUGUUGAGAGAUGCUGAAUCCAUUGUUUUUGAAAUGGAGAAAAUUGGGGUUUCUCCUGAUGAGCAUACUUAUAGCUUGUUGAUUGAUGCUUAUGCGAAUGCAGGGAGAUGGGAGAGUGCUAGGAUUGUGUUGAAAGAAAUGGAGGCUAGCGAUGUAGGGCCUAAUUCUUUCGUGUUUAGUAGGAUUCUAGCUAGUUAUCGCGAUAAAGGGGAUUGGCAAAAGUCAUUCCAAGUUUUGAGGGAGAUGAGGAAUUGUGGGGUGAAGCCUGAUAGGCUUUUUUAUAAUGUGAUGAUUGAUACUUUGGGGAAGUAUAAUUGUCUUGAUCAUGCUAUGGAUACCUUUAAGAGGAUGAAAUCAGAGGGGAUUGAGCCAGAUAAUUGUACAUGGAAUACAUUGAUUGAUUGCCAUUGUAAGUGUGGGAGGCAUGAUAAGGCUGAGGAGUUGUUCAAAGAGAUGCAAGAAAGCGGCUGUGUGCCUUGUAUAACGACUUAUAAUAUUAUGAUCAACUGUUAUGGUGGGCAGGAGAAGUGGGAAGAGGUUAAGACUUUAAUGGGAAACAUGCAGGGUCAAGGAUUAUUGCCUAAUGUUGUGACAUAUACCACUUUGGUUGAUAUUUACGGGCAAUCGGGAAGAUUUACAGAGGCCCUUGAAUGCCUAGAGGUUAUGAAGGCGAAUGGAUUAAAACCUUCUGAGACUAUGUACAAUGCCUUGAUCAAUGCAUAUGCUCAACGGGGUUUAUCAGACCAAGCAGUUAAUUCAUUUAGGCUCAUGCGAGCAGAUGGCCUCAAGCCAAGUAUUUUAGCUCUGAAUGCACUGAUCAAUGCAUUUGGGGAGGACAGAAGGGAUGCUGAAGCAUUUUCUGUCUUGCAGUAUAUGAAAGAAAAUGACAUGAAACCAGAUGUAGUUACAUUUACGACACUUAUGAAAGCAUUAAUACGUGUUGAAAAGUUUGAUAAGGUUCCUUCUGUCUAUGAAGAGAUGAUAUUGUCUGGCUGUAACCCGGAUAGAAAGGCGAGAUCAAUGUUACGGUCGGCGUUGAAAUACGUGAAGCGGAUGCUGAGAUGAUACUUAUUGCAAAUCAAUCUCCUAGCAAAAGCUGAUGGUGUGUGACGAUAUUGAACAUAUUUGUUAAUUUUGACGGGUGCAGGUCAUAAAGAUCUGUGGACUGCGGUUGUGUACAUUCACAUGAAAAACUUACGCUUGCGGCCUGAAAUUACAGUACCUUUGACAGGGUCUCAGUUUGGGGUUCCAAAUCAUGUUCAUAAUAGACUUCUUCUAGUUAGCUUUUUGUAGGAUACCUUUGUUUGUAAAUUAGUUUUUGUAUACAUGCUUAAAUCUUUCAUUACUUGUAUAACAGCAUCACAUUGACUCAAUUUUUGCACUCCUAGUAAGAAAAAUGGACCAUAAUGUAAUCCUUGAGUUCGAUUAAUACAAAGUAUAUUUCAUUGGAA
Messenger RNA from Spinacia oleracea (spinach), 2551 nucleotides. RefSeq names its product pentatricopeptide repeat-containing protein At5g42310, chloroplastic. The transcript has 5 exons. The record is from RefSeq and is a predicted model, not a curated record. Gene Ontology annotation, molecular function: protein binding. The coding region runs from base 84 to 2165 and encodes 693 amino acids. Lineage: Eukaryota; Viridiplantae; Streptophyta; Magnoliopsida; Caryophyllales; Amaranthaceae.